Molecule: messenger RNA, 5108 nt
Organism: Acipenser ruthenus (sterlet)
Lineage: Eukaryota; Metazoa; Chordata; Actinopteri; Acipenseriformes; Acipenseridae
Product: nicotinamide phosphoribosyltransferase-like
Exons: 11
Coding region: 131-1624 (497 amino acids)
Biological process (GO): NAD+ biosynthetic process
Molecular function (GO): nicotinamide phosphoribosyltransferase activity
Source: RefSeq, a predicted model, not a curated record
GUUUGGGGCGUGGCUUGUGCUGUAGGACAUUUUCGGCUCAACUCAGCAGAAGUCACACUUUCCUUAUCGAAAGCAUACAAAUCGCAGGGCAGAAGAGACGUUUAACGGGGUUCAAAUCUAAAAGAAAAACAUGGCUGCUUAUGACUUUAAUUUCCUGCUGGCGACUGACUCCUACAAGAUCACACAUUACAAGCAGUACCCUCCAGACAUCAAUAAAGUGUAUUCUUACUUUGAAUGCCGCAGAAGGAAAGGAGACCGAUUCAAAGAGGUUGUCUUUUUUGGCCUGCAGUAUCUUCUGAAGAAGUAUAUUUCAGGCCAGGUUGUAACAGAAGAAAAGAUUCAGCAGGCGAAACUGAUUUAUCAGUUGCAUUUUAAACAAUCCGUUUUUGACGAAGAAGGCUGGAGGCGAAUCCUAGAGAAACAUGAUGGUCGCCUUCCAAUCCGUAUCAAAGCCAUUCCUGAAGGAAAGAUCAUUCCCCGUGGGAACGUCCUCUUCACAGUGGAGAACACAGACCCCGAGUUCUACUGGCUUACCAACUAUAUUGAGACUAUGCUAGUCCAGAUGUGGUAUCCCAUCACUGUGGCAACCAUUUCUUGGGAGUUUAAAAAGAUCUUGGCAAAGUAUUUGAAGGCGACUUCAGGAAGCCUGGAUGGGCUGGAGUAUAAACUUCAUGAUUUCGGCUACAGGGGUGUUUCUUCUCAAGAGUCCGCCGCCCUGGGUGGAGCAGCCCAUCUUGUCAAUUUCUGCAGCACGGACACAGUGGCAGGUCUCCUCAUGGCUCAGCAGUACUACAGCUGUUCCAUGGCGGGUUUCUCAAUCCCAGCAGCAGAACACAGCACCAUCAUCUCAUGGGGCAGAAACCGGGAGAAGGAAGCCUUUGAAUAUUUGCUGGAACAAUUCCCUUCCGGUCCCAUCUCCAUUGUCAGUGACAGUUAUGACAUUUUCAAUGCCUGCAAACACAUCUGGGGGGACAAGCUUAAGGAGCGUGUCAUGGAGCGGAAGGAAGGCUCAACGGUGGUUAUUAGACCUGAUUCAGGGGAUCCACAAGAGACUGUUAUUGAGGUGUUAAGGAUUCUGGAAGAGUCCUUUGGAAGUUCAUUGAACUCCGUUGGCUACAAACUGCUUCCCUCUUGCAUCCGAAUCAUACAAGGAGACGGAAUAGAUAUUCACUCCAUUGAAGAGAUUCUGAAGAAACUGAAAGAUGAAGGCUGGAGUGCAGAAAAUCUCGUCUUUGGAUGUGGCAGCGCUCUGUUACAGAAGAUCAACAGGGACACUCUGAACUGCGCCUUUAAAUGCAGCUAUGUUGAAACCAAAGGAAAAGGGAUGGAUGUGUAUAAGCAGCCAGUCACGGACCCAUCCAAAGGUUCAAAGAGAGGUCGACUGUCUUUAAGUAGAAACUCACUUGGGUUUAUAGAAACCGUAGAGCGAGGGAAUGGAAAGCCUGAGGAGGACAUGUUGGUCACAGUUUUUGAAAACGGGACCAUUGUUCACGAAUACUCACUGGAAGAAGUCCGAAAGAAUGCCAGGUUAUGGGAGGAGGACUUGGCACAGCUGCAGCAUAAUAAAGAUGCUUUGAAUGGGGAUGCGCUGCACGAUGAAUGCAUAAUGAACGGAGUGCACUGAACCUGGGCAGUUGCACAUUAUAACAUUAUAGCUGACAUAUUUCUAGUAGGGACCAAUGAAAUACACUAUUGUGUUUCGAUGGGGGGGGGGGGAUCGGUAUGCGUACUUGAUUACUUUAUAGGACAGUUGUUUCGACAUUGAGGAUAAUUCAUUGAUCGAUACGAAAUCAAAUCCCAUUUAUUCCUCAGAACAUGUUGUUUACACUAUCACAUUCUAGAUUUAUAUUUCAAAGUUUAGUUUUUAUUGAAGUGUGCUUAACUGGUAUACCGGUUCACCUCAGGCAUUGAUCUGAUAAUUUGUGUGUGUGUGUGAGAGAGACCCACUUACAUACUCCAGAAAUAUGGGCAAUUGACAUGAUAACAUUAGGAUUCCUCUUUCUGGGGUUUUGUUGAGUUUCUUGGUUCUCUGCAUGCAUUUGUAUUAAUAAGAUCUAGAUGGAAUAACUUUUUUUGUAUUCAGCACUGCAGGUUGGAUAACAACGCACUUACCCCUUCGGUUAUUCGGCCAGCCUCAUGUGUGGAAUAACUACAUUCCACACAGUAGGUGACUACUCAUAUAAAUAGCCCAUAACAGUCCUGUUAAGCAGUUAUCACUUCCAGUUGUCCAGUUUUAAAGAACAGCUAAAACUAUUAAAAACACCAAACAGGCCUUGUUCCAUUUAAGAAGCUAUUGUAUUAAAUCAGAAUUAUAGCAUUGCUGUAUUGGUGAUAUACUAUUUAAUGAAGCUAUAGAUUUUUAUUUCAGGCAUAAGUGAGCUUUUUAGCAUAAAGUACUAACUAAAUAUUUGAAGGCAAAUGUUGUAAUCAAAUCAAAUAACUAACUGAGCAAGCAGUCAUAAGACCACACCCCCUGGCUGUGUUGCCUUUUAAUUGACCCUCCUGAAUGGUAGAGCGUGUAUAAAUUACAUUUGGAAAGUAUGUAUUUUAAGGUACAGUAUAGGAUUUCGACUUUGUAAAUCUAUAGUAAAGAAUGCUGCUCGCUGACUAAAUCUAAUAUUUUGUACAGGAAAGCCAUAUUUUUGUUUUGGUUGAGACACAUUGUGCUGCAGCCUCUUGUAUUUUUAAAUGAGAUCAGUAAUGAAAUGUAUCUUUUUUUAUGCUGCUGUUCUAUAUUUUAGUUUUGAAAUUAAUAGGUAUUGCUCUUUCUUAAAUACAUUGGUUUGUGCGGGAUUGUAUGUUUUUCAAUAUAUCUGUGAAUUAUACACUGCUCAUGAUCUUUUGGCCAAUCAGAGCACACGCUUCACCUUCUGUAUUAUGCAACACAUCACAGAGGAAUCUAUGCAAGUCAACUGCUUAAAAAAAAUCAGCAAUCAACUUCCCAGCAUUGAGGGAUCCCAAUAUGUAUUCGAUUCUUGGGAUAUUAACAUGCUUUGCCAGAGUACUUCCGUCUUCAGAUUGCUUUUGUAUACAGAUCCACUAAAAUAUUUUACUUUUGAAAAACAGUCCACUAGAUUUAAGUUUUUCUUUAACCUAAGAUGGAUUUCCCCAAGCCCUGUACUGUGAGAGAAGGCCAACCUUCCGCACGCUUGAGUGUCCUAUACCUGAAUCCAGUCCUGUUUCUUACGUUUUAAAUAAGGGCUCCGAGUAAAGAAGACAGAACUCAGGUGUUAUUUGAAGGUGGACUGGCUUUGAAGCUUAGUUUUGAAGUUAUUUUUUUCCUGAGCACAAUAUGCCGCAUAUUCAUUGAAAGGGAAUUUAGGAUUGAAGAAGUGUUAAGCAGGGCUGGCAGUUGGCUUUUGAAAAUCUCCUGCCGGGAGUCAGAAGAACUAAAGGAUUUCUUGAGCGAGCAAAUGAUGGUGAAUUCUUUGAAGAACUUUUGAUGUACAGAGAAGUAAAGCAUUGAAGGAUAAGCAUGUAGAGUUUGAGUGUGCAUUAAAUAGUCCAUAAAUGACAUCUUGGUUUAAUAAUCGUUAGACAGCCCCUUGUUGUAUAUUCUAGGGUCUCUUCAGGCUCUUGAUGUAUCUAUUAGAUUCUGUACUCCUGUAUUCUGCCCUUGAAGUUUAUAAAAGGGAUAUGGCUUUUUGAUUCUGAGUGAUUUACAUGUGAGCAGUAUUGGGUAUAAGAAUAUAACAUUCUGUUUGUUUUUUUUCUUAUUUAACUGUAAUCAAUAAAAAAAAAACUAAAAAAAAAACAUUUUACACCAUUAAUAGAUCAGAGAUUUUACAAAAUACCUGGAAUUUUGAGAUACCUGGACUGAAAAACUAUUUAUUAAAUAGCUGUGAUAGUAUUUCAUAUUUACAUUCUAAUGUACAUAUGCUUUUUAUUCAUUUCUUGGCCAUUUUGGUCAAAGAAAGAAGUACAGGGCUAGCAUAAAAGUCGCUUGGCUUUAGGUAAAUCAGGUGAUUAUCUAGCCGUAGGGAUGGAUUUUCACCCUGGCACAGAACAAGACAUGGUGAAAGCAGUAAUGCAAUAAUUAUGCUGUUGAUGCCUACAGGUAUACUGUAUGUGCAGAUCACAUGGUUAAUUAACAACAGAAUGAGCAGCUAUGAAGCUGUGUGUUUGAGGGUUUGUGUCUUUGAUUCAGCCACGUUAAACCAGGAGUCCACGUUUACUGGUUAUUGGAGUCGUGAACCCAGAAAAUCGUUUAUUAACUAAGUGAUAUGUUUAUUUGUUCUUUGCAUCAUUGCGUUUCCAGUGGCUUGUUUUGUGCCACCUCCAAGAUGCAGCUCUAAGCCACAGCAAGUGUGGAUAUACUCCAAGUGACAAGGAUGUACCACCUGCUAGUAAACCAUUAGCUGAUGGGCUAUAGUGCAUUAUUUCAGUAUUUACAGUAUAACCAUAUAACCAUAUACAGCUAACAGAUAUGAUGCAAAUAUAUCGGUGAUUCUUCCAGACUUUUCAGUGACUUGUGUCAAGUUCUUUAGCAUUCAGGUAAGCUGGGUCUUUGUUAUCAGCUGUUAACAUAUUUAGCUGAGGGCGAUAAUGAGGAAAUCAAGUGAUGCUCAUUGGAAAGUGUCUGUAGAGCAGCUUCAAGCACAGUGUUUCAGGGUUCAUUUUGUUUUCUUUUUUAAUCGAAUAGCCAUAAUAUUGCUGAAUAGAGUUCUUGUUUCAGUUUUGGCCAACGGCCUACUGCGUAGACAGCACUGCCAUCCUUAUACUGUAACAGACUUCUUUUUAAAUGUCAUUUUAAUAUUGUUCUAAAGUAGUAGUAUUUGUGACAUGUUUUUGUUUUCUUUUCUCAGUUUGAGUAUUGUCAUUUUCAGCCUAUUCUUUACAACUUUACAAUGAACUACUAGUAUGUUAAAACACCUAUUAACACAUUGUAUAUUCAUGUUGUAUAUUGAUGAUUCUUGGAAAUUAAAUUGUCUACAAUACUAUUUUAUAUCUGUAAAUAACUAAUGUUUUUAAAUGCAGUGUAUCUAUCAUGUAGCAUGCCGUUUUUAAAGGCAAGUAAUAUAAUUUUAUUUUUUGGUUUUACAGAAUAAAUAUUUAUUUUGUAUUGGGGUGGUGAAAAGGGUGAAAUAAAGCUUAUGUAAUUUUCAAAA